Molecule: messenger RNA, 930 nt
Organism: Durio zibethinus
Lineage: Eukaryota; Viridiplantae; Streptophyta; Magnoliopsida; Malvales; Malvaceae
Source: RefSeq, a predicted model, not a curated record
UAUGGCUUAGAAGGCGAUAAAUUUAUAACUUCUGCUUUCUAUUAUUUUAGGUAGUACAAAGACUAACAGUAACACAAAGCAGGAAUCAACCUCUUCCAUCCAGAAAUCACCUCUGGAAAUUUCAAACAAAGCAUUCAUGGCAUCAAAACGUCACACAUCUGUUUCUAGCAAUCUCAAGUCUUUUAGUUUUUGUGAUCUAAAAAAUGCCACCCAAAACUCCCGGUCAGAAACGCUUCUUGGAGAAUGAGAGUUUGGUUGUGUUUUUGAAGGUUUGACUGAUGAGAACACUUUUGCUCCUACCAAGCGGGGAACUGGAAUCGUUGUAGCUAUCAAAAGACUCAGGGCGGAAAGCUUUCAAGGCCACUAGGAAUGGCUUGUAUUUACUCUUGUUUAUAAGUUUCAUUUCCUCUUUUCAGUUUUUCUAUUUCAUAAGUGAACCUCAGUCCAUUCCUAUCAACUUGUAGGCGGAAGUUAACUAUUUGGUCAGCUCCACCACAAAAAUCUUGUGAAACUCAUUGGUUAUUGUGCAGAUGAGUUUAUGCCAAAGGGAAGUUUGGAGAAUCAUUUAUUUAAAAGAGAUGGUACAACUGGUGAUAACACCCAUGUUUCAACCAGAGUCGUUGGAACCCAAAGUUAUACAGCCCUGGAAUAUGUAGAAACAGGUUGUUUUACCCGAAAGAAUGAUGUGUACAGCUUUUGUGCUGUACUAUUAGAGUUACUUUCGGGACGACGGGCAAUGGAUGAUGCGAGAGCUGGGUUUAAGGAAGAAACACUAGUGGAAUGGGGCAAAACCAUUCCUAAAUGACAACAAAAAAAUGUUAAAGAUAAUGGGCAAAAGGUUAGGGGCGAGUACUCUAAGAAAGAAGCACAAGCUGUCUAUCAUGGUCAGGCCUGGUGUGCCUCGAUCUUGCCGUGACUGAUUCUGAGCUG